Messenger RNA from Camelina sativa (false flax), 2101 nucleotides. RefSeq lists its product as uncharacterized. The record is from RefSeq and is a predicted model, not a curated record. Lineage: Eukaryota; Viridiplantae; Streptophyta; Magnoliopsida; Brassicales; Brassicaceae. Gene Ontology annotation, molecular function: ubiquitin protein ligase activity.
UCUAUAUAUCUUCUUCAUCUCCUCUCUCUCUCUACUUCGCUCCACGUUUUUUUGUUAAUUCACAGACGGCGGAGAGUAAUCAAUCUCUCGGAAAAGGGAUAAAGGGGAAGUGUUUCUUUGAUUCAUGGAUGGUUGUGCGGGUAAACGUUCGGUUGACCGGUUUGUUGUGCCUCGGAAAGCUAGUGGUCUUGUUCUGCGUGAGAAUAUGAACAAGAAAGAUGGUAAGACUGCUCCUUUCUGCAGCAGGAUUGGUUGUAAUGCAAAGGUAACUUCUUCCACCAAGAGAACCCGGAUUGGUUCCUUGGACAACAAUACAAAAGUUGGUCAGCUUCCGGUUCCGUCUUCGUCAAAUGGAAAGGAAAUCAUUGGGAGUUCAUCUCGAACUCCGGUUGGAUUUGGAUACUUGAGGAAGCCAACCAAAGUUACUGCCAAAAGACUGCCGUCAUCUAAUUUAGACACAGAAUCUUCAGAGACGAGCACUGUUCAUGAUGAUCCAGCUGCAGCAGAGGCCACCCUUCCGCGCCCAAAGACUAAAAGAUGCACAACCAAUGUUCAUUCUCAAAGCGCUGUCUCUGGAGAAGUUGGAAUGACAAAGGCAGGAAGCUCAAGUAGGGGUAGAAGUAGUCAUCAAAAAUCUGAAUUGGGAACCAGAGAUACUCUGACGGGUCUUUGUGUUUCUUCACCUUCGAGUAACAGCGAGCACACUGUAAGAGGCGGUCUGAGCAAGAAUAGAUUGAGGAGCUUGAGUUGCAACUCUGUGUCAGAUGUUCUUCCAAGCAACUCAAGCUCGGGAACAAAAAUCAGUGUGAGUCAAAAGAAAAAAUCUGGUGGAGAGAGCAGCUCCUCUAGCAAAGACAAUAAGACUAACGUGUUGGUGCCAAAGGUAAGGAAUCAAAAUUCUUCUCAUGGCAAUGGCAUCAGAGUUUCUGAAAACGUGUUGAGUUGCGACUCUGUGUCAAAUGUUCUUCCAAGUAACUCAAGCUCGGCAACAAAAAUCAGUGUGGCUAAAAAGAAAAAAUCUGGUGGAGAGAGCUCCUCUAGCAAAGGUAAUAAGACUAACGUGUUGGUGCCAAAGGUAAGGAAUCAAAAUUCUUCUCAUGGCAGUGGCAUCGUAGUUUCUGAUAACAGAAGGAAUCGGAUUGUACCAAGUAUUAGGGACAACAGUGUUGUUUCAAGUAGUGGUAGAAGAUCAGAGCGACUUGAAGCUGUUGCAUCCUCUGCUACUUCUCGACAAACGCCUUUUCCUGCUACACCAACCGAUCCCAAUCCUUCUUUUUCACUUAGUCCCUCAAAUAGAUACAGUAGGCCAAACAGUAGUACUGGCAGCUUACGUAGAAUGAUGCCUGGUAGCCCCUCAGAAGCUGAUCGUUCACACUCUUUGGUGAACCAGGAUGGUUUAAGUCACUACAACAUGAAUGGAAUUGCAGAGGUAUUGUUGGCCCUGGAAAGGAUUGAACAUGAUGAAGAACUUACAUACGAGCAAUUGGCUUCUUUAGAGACCAAUUUAUUUUCUAGUAGCAUGUUCAGAUUCUAUGAUCAGCAUAGAGAUAUGAGGCUUGACAUCGAUAACAUGUCAUAUGAGGAACUAUUAGCUUUGGGGGAUAAAAUGGGUACAGUGAGCACAGCUCUAAGCGAAGAAGCACUCUCGAGAAGCCUCAAGCAAAGCAUUUAUCAGGGGACAGAUGAAACCGGUGCCAUUUCUCUGGUUAAGGAUGAUGAUAUCAAGUGCAGUAUUUGCCAGGAAGAAUAUGUUGAUGGAGAUGAAGUAGGGACUAUGCCAUGUCAACACAUGUACCAUGUGAGCUGUGUGCAACAAUGGCUGCGGAUGAAGAAUUGGUGCCCAAUCUGCAAAACCUCUGCGGAAGAGGAGAAGUCGGUGUAGUGAUAAUACCUAAUUGUCAAUAGCAACCUUUAGCUUUGUGGGAUGAUUCCAAGAUGAUGCAGAUACAUUGUUUUCUAUUCACCAAGUGUUUGUCUCUACAUCAUCUUGCUCCUCUCUCUCUCUCUCUCUCUUUUCUCUUGUACAUAUGACAAUAUCUUUCUUUUGACUCAAUUGGGGUACAAAUGGGUAAAUAAGAUCACAUUACAGUUUCCUUCUCAA